UUUUUAAAUCUCUAUAAAUUUUAACAAAAUGUAAGACGCGCAUUGUAUUUUUUUAUACAUAUUCUAUAUAUUUGUAAAGUCUUUGAAUUUGAAAGAGGCACCUAAUAUAUUCGUGAAAAAUUACCCUCUGCCGCAUGAAGACUCAAUUGAAGACUCAAAUGAAGACUCCAAUCAAGACCGAAGCCAAGGAUCAUUUCGGAAUAUAUUUUAACUCUGGCAUAAUUGACACUGUAAUUUGAGAUUCAGAAAAAUUGUUGCUUUUAAUUUAUAAGAUUAUUCACUUGUAGGUAUGUUAUUUUGUAAAAUAAAGUUUUAUCGUAUUUUUAUCGCGUUUACUGCUGAGACAUAUGCAGCUUUACGCGAUUCAACGUUGUUCUUUACAUCCCUUUUCGCGUUCACGUAUCAGCCGCGGGCAGGAUGGAUCUCUCAUCUCCUGAAGAUUAUACCAUCGGCUCGCAACUUUUGAAACCAUUAGUAUUUCUAGUUACUCCUGUAAAAGAUAGAUUCUCUCGUAAAAGAUAAAGGUCACAUGGCUAGCGACUUAGAUUUCAAUAGCAUUUCGUAAAAUCACGCCGUGCUUCUGCGUCACCAUAGCUCAUAGCGCGACGGGCGUGUUGCUGAAUAACAAAUUCGUCAUGAAGAUGCUUCACGGAUUCUAUGCGGCCCCGGAACUGGAUCUAAACAAGCUGUUGCACUUCUACAAGUUUACGGACAACAGAGAGUUUGGCCAGGGCUGCCCGUCCGUUUCGAGAUCAGAUUUCUACUCCCACAGCCGCGUAAGAAGCGCUUAUCCAAAGGGCAUGUUUGACGAAAAUAAGCCGUUCAGAUGUCCCAAGUGCGGUCGCGGCUUCACUGUCAAGGGCAAUUUAACCAGGCACUUCAGGUAUGAGUGCGGCCAGGCACCACGCUUUAAGUGCCCGUACUGCGAAUUCCGUAGCAAGCAGACAUCUAAUGUAAAGUCCCACAUCAGAAGCAGACAUCCAGGUCAAAAAAAUUUUGUGGAUUGCUGUAAGGAUCAACAAUGAAUAAAUGAACAUUGUGACCGUGCGUGGAGGCGUUGCCUCUCUUGUUGGAACAGCAGAUCACCGCAGCGAAUAUGCGAUUGACAACCGCUCGGGGAAUCACACUUGUGUCUGAGUCGGGCGAACGUUUGCAAUUGUCUGCAAAAUUGUAAUCUCAUCUCAUAUGCUCGAAUUCUAAUGCAAUAUUUUUUAUGUAUAAUAUUAUGUAUGUAUAAUAUUAGAAAAGGAAGAAGCUGGAUGCGUUUCUUUUUCACGAUUCUUUCAUCAACUGAUUUCGCAUGAAUAUGGCGUUAUAUAUGAAUGCUUCUAUUUAUUAUUUAUUAUUUUUUAUUAUUUAUUAUUUAUUUUUUAAAUGUUAAUAUAUUGAGAUAAUACAUUUAUUAUUAUUUCUUGUUUUAAAGAAUUUCACAGACACUGUGCGGUUCCCUUGUGUCGCUUGUCAAACUCGCUUCAUAUCGGACGGAUGUUUCAUAUAUAUCGCAAUACUUGAUCUCGUCGUAAGAUGCGCUAUCGAAGAAGCACAAACGACGAACCGUGCGAGAUUCGUAGCGUCUGAAAUAGUGGGACUCAGUAUUACCGUCAGAUAUUCUCUCCGUCUUUACACGUUACGAAAUAUCUCCAUGCUUAGCAGUUAAAGAGCCGGCGCGCGGAGCCGUCACGAUGUGAAAGAUGUGAUAACAUCGUUGAAAUAAUUAGGAACUGUUAUACAAUCAAUAUAUUAGGCACAUAGCCUUGUGUGACAAGGGCUUAUUUGGAAAAGAAACACUUAGUGCAAGCACAUUCGGAGUUUUGGCAUUCGCGCGCUAUCGAAUAAGCAAUCUUUCGAUUAUUAGGAGCUUUAAGAGAACCGUAUGUUUUUUAAAGUAUAGCUAUGUAAUUUUAACAAUUCAGGUUGUGAGGUUGACAAUGUGACACGAGGAAACAUUCGCGUGCGUCUACAGUAAGAUCGAUCAGGCUGAAUGAGAGACUGAGAACGAUCUAGGAAAGGAACGAUCAUUAUACGUUAUCAUUAGUGAAGAAUUGUUGUUGCUUUUAAAAUCGACGAAUCGGAAUUGUUAUAGCGCUCGUUACGCCAAGCGAUCGUUACGCGAGUUACGGAUGUUCAUCAUGAAGACUGAAUUGUUACUAACGGAAGCAGAAAGUCUGAAAGAACAGGGUUUUCAAGCGGUCGGAACAAACGUAUAGUUACCUUUUGUUCAUUGAUCGAUUUAGAACCACGCGUUGUCUUUCUUCGUGAUUUUGUUCUCACACGAAGACGCAUCAACACACACACACACACACACACACACAUACACACACUUCAAGACAUUUAAUAGACAUAGAAUGUAUUUGUCCAUCAACAUCGCGGAAAUAGAUGGAAGCAUUGUUCUUCGUGUGGUGGAGGCAUUGCUGUUGUCAUAGAAUCAGUUUCCGCGUUUCGAUUGUCGCGAUACACUUGUCCCGCUUUCGUUCGCAUUUGUUCGCGUAUGCGCAACGGAAGAGUCCUUAGAGACACGUUAGUGGCCGACUGUUUUUGUUGCUGUGAUAUAAUUAUUGAUCGUGUAGCAAUAUAAGUAUAUACAUAUAAUUGAGCGUUCGCGCUCGGCCGCGAUGCGAAUACACGUGUUAAACAUGUUGAUCCGUCAACGCAUGAUAGAGAUCAAGUUGUACUUUGUACGUUCCGUUAGGUCUUUAAGUUCUCUGCAUAUGAAACUUUAGGAUGUUUCGAGUUUUCACGAGCAAGGGGUUUUACUAAUUUCGAGAUAUUUUGACGAUUUCCUGAAUUGACGAUUGUAAGCGAUUAUCCAUCGCGCCAAACUUUAUUAUACAAUGUGCGUCAAGGUAUCUCUGCGUUUUUUCGUCGAUCAGGAAUACAACGCAUUUUCAUCUCAGUCGAUUUAUUAACUUAGCGAUUUCUCGCGAUACGUUUUAUAAUCGUAUAAAAUCGCUGUGGAAGUGUAAAAUAAAAAUAAAUUGAUGUUCGGACACCCCACCUGCCAAA
Ooceraea biroi (clonal raider ant) is the source of this 3003-nucleotide messenger RNA. Its product is annotated as zinc finger X-chromosomal protein. NCBI's taxonomy places the organism in Eukaryota, Metazoa, Arthropoda, Insecta, Hymenoptera, Formicidae. Gene Ontology annotation, molecular function: DNA-binding transcription factor activity, RNA polymerase II-specific; RNA polymerase II cis-regulatory region sequence-specific DNA binding. The record is from RefSeq and is a predicted model, not a curated record. Gene Ontology annotation, biological process: regulation of DNA-templated transcription.